Molecule: messenger RNA, 1928 nt
Organism: Pteronotus mesoamericanus
Lineage: Eukaryota; Metazoa; Chordata; Mammalia; Chiroptera; Mormoopidae
Gene: WDR5B
Product: WD repeat domain 5B
Exons: 2
Coding region: 174-1163 (329 amino acids)
Molecular function (GO): protein binding
Source: RefSeq, a predicted model, not a curated record
GUGGGGCGCUCCCUCUGCGCAGGAACUCUACGACUGGGCCUCCGUUUUAGAUUGACGCGGCCGAGAGGACCCGUUUGCAGCUGCAGGAUGCAGCCGUCAGAAAGCCAAAAUACCGGGCUGCCUGGUUCAGGACCUGACGCCUAACCAACCUACUGACUUGGAGCUUCAGAGCCAUGGCAACAAAGAAGUCAGACAUCAAAGUAGAGUCGGCCAUCACCUCAUCAGCCAAUCCCAGCAAACAAGAGUCUGAAAAACCAAACUAUGCUCUCAGAUGUACUCUCGUGGGACAUACGGAAGCAGUAUCAUCGGUUAAGUUUAGUCCUAGUGGAGAAUGGCUAGCAAGUUCUUCUGCUGAUAAAGUAAUUAUAAUUUGGGGAGCCUAUGAUGGAAAAUAUGAGAAAACACUUUAUGGUCACAAUCUGGAAAUAUCAGAUGUUGAUUGGUCAUCAGAUUCCAGGCGUCUUGUUUCUGCCUCAGAUGAUAAAACUCUGAAGAUUUGGGAUGUGAGAUCUGGAAAGUGUCUGAAAACGCUGAAGGGACACAGUAAUUAUGUGUUUUGCUGUAAUUUCAAUCCACCAUCCAGCCUCAUUAUUUCAGGAUCUUUUGAUGAGAGUGUGAAAAUAUGGGAGGUGAAAACGGGAAAGUGUCUCAAGACUUUGUCUGCUCAUUCUGACCCAGUUUCUGCUGUUCAUUUUAAUUGUAAUGGGUCCUUGAUAGUGUCUGGUAGUUAUGAUGGUGUCUGUAGAAUCUGGGAUGCUGCAUCAGGUCAGUGUUUAAAAACACUUGUUGCUGAUGAUAACCCUCCUGUCUCUUUUGUAAAAUUUUCUCCGAAUGGUAAAUAUAUUCUCAUUGCAACUUUGGACAAUACUCUUAAACUAUGGGAUUACAGUAGAGGUAGAUGCCUGAAGACAUACACUGGUCAUAAGAAUGAGAAAUACUGCAUAUUUGCCAACUUUUCAGUUACUGGUGGAAAGUGGAUUGUGUCUGGUUCAGAGGAUAACCUGGUUUACAUUUGGAAUCUUCAGACUAAAGAGAUUGUACAGAAAUUACAAGGUCAUACAGACGUCGUAAUCGCAACAGCUUGUCAUCCUACAGAAAACAUCAUUGCAUCAGCAGCAUUAGGAAAUGACAAAACGGUUAAACUGUGGAUGAGUAACCACUAAACUCUAGAAAGCAAGUAGAGCCAAACUGGAAAAAAGACAUUUGAGAAGAUGGGUUCUCUUAAUUUUGGCAUGGUUUUGUAUUUCUUUUUAACAUUGUCUUGGGUUAUAUUAGAUUUUGUGACCUAUAACCUAAAUUUACAAAACAAGACGGUUUGAAAAGCAAGUCUAGAACCUAGGGCUCCUGACUUUUAAUCUUAAAGUCUGUUAUUAGCCUCUUAUGUCUGUCCCUGAACAGAUUGCCAUUCUAUUCCUCUCAAUGACUAUUCUAGAGAUUGGUAUAUUGAUAUCUGGGAAAUAUUUAGAAGAUUCACAUGACAGAUGACUGAUUAAAUGAGGGGAGCAAAGGAGUUUGGAGUAACUCCGAGGUUUUUGGUUUGGGAGAUCAGAUGAGUAAGAACAUAAGCCUGUGGUGAUGGUGGAUUGAAGAGGUAUGUCAGAUGCCACUCACACACUUUAAGUGAAUGGUCUACAUGAUGGGAUGUGAAAUGGUCCACGGAAUCAAGCCUUCAAAUUGGGGAAAACGGGAUGGUUAGGUUUGUUCUGAAAGUCUAAAACAUUGUAAAUGGCGUUUUACUAAAGGACCCCUUGAUGCCUUACCAGGUUGUGCCCUGUCAUAAUUUUCAAGCAAACUAAAUGUCUGAGUGGGAGGCUGCUCUCUUGCACUGCAUCAGACUCUCCAGCUCCUACCCACGCUUCAAAACUUAGAUCAGAAAUCACUGUAUUGUGGAGCCAUCACUGCCUGCCCGACUCCAACCAUAACUGACA